Anas platyrhynchos (mallard) is the source of this 5219-nucleotide messenger RNA. The record is from RefSeq and is a predicted model, not a curated record. Lineage: Eukaryota; Metazoa; Chordata; Aves; Anseriformes; Anatidae.
UCGCCCCUGCUCCUCCGCCUCCCGCCCGCGCUGCCGGGAGCGCUGCGAGCGGGCGGAGGAGGAGGAGGAGGAGGAGGAAGGGCCGUGAGGGAGGGAGGGACCCGCACGGAGCUCAGGGCGGCCCCUCGGCUACCCCCAGCGGCCGGGGGGAAGAUGGCGACGCUGGGAGGCGAGCCGCAGCCCUUCCCCGCCGCCGCCUUGGCGGUUGGGGGCGGCAUCGGUGGCGGUUGUGGCGGUUGUGGAGGUGGUGGCGGCGGUGGCGGGGCCGGGGGGGUGUCGCUGGCCCUGCAGGCGCCGCUGAGCCGCGGCCUGGAGCGGGCGCUGGAGGAGGCUGCGCACCGCGGGGGGCUGAGCCUGAGCGGCAGGAAGCUGAAGGAGUUCCCCCGCAGCGCCGCCGCGCUCAGCCACGACCUCAGCGACACGGUGCGGGCAGAUCUAUCCAAGAACAGAUUAACGGAGGUUCCUACGGAGUUGUGCCAUUUUGUGUCACUGGAAACACUAAAUCUAUACCACAAUUGUAUUAAAGUUAUACCAGAUGCAAUAGUGAAUUUACAAAUGCUAACUUACUUAAAUUUGAGUCGAAAUCAGCUUUCUUCUUUGCCAGCUUGCCUGUGUGGUCUUCCUCUAAAAGUCUUAAUUGCAAGUAACAAUAAGCUAGGUUCCCUUCCAGAAGAGAUAGGUCAGCUAAAACAGUUAAUGGAACUGGAUGUCAGCUGUAAUGAAAUCACAGCUUUGCCACAGCAGAUAGGCCAGCUGAAAUCUUUAAAAGAACUGAAUGUCAGAAGAAAUUACCUCGAAGUUUUACCACCAGAACUAGUGCAGCUUCCCUUGGUAAAGUUCGACUUUUCUUGCAAUAAAGUGCUUGUGAUUCCCAUCUGUUUUAGAAAGAUGGUGCAGUUACAAGUAUUACUGCUUGACAACAAUCCUUUGCAGUCUCCACCAGCACAGAUUUGUACAAAGGGUAAGGUGCAUAUAUUCAAAUAUCUGACUGUACAGGCCUGCCAGAUUAAAACAGCAGACUCUCUGUAUCUUAAUGCCAUGGAACAGCCACAUUUGCCACAACCUGUGGAAGAGAGCAUUGAUGACAUCUACCCAAAUAAAAAGGACUCAGAUUCAGGUGUUGGGAGUGAUAAUGGCGAUAAACGUUUGUCAGCAACAGAGCCAUCUGAUGAAGAUACUAUCAGCUUUAAUGUUCCAAUGUCCGACAUUGUAGAAGAAGAUCAGGUUAUAAAGGAAGAUUCGGGUCACCACGCUAACUCAAGAAAAGUGGAAUUCCAUCAGGGAUCUUCUCACUUGAUUGUCAACGAUAAGUCAAGAGAAACAGGAAACCAGUUUGAUGAAUCGGAUGCUCUUACUACUGAAUUUAUGAGUUACAUUAAGAGCAGAGCAGCGGAGUGCGAUGAAUUAUUGAGAAUAGAAGAGGAUGCACAAUGGCAAACAGAGGAAAUAAUAAAUUUAUCAGAAGAACAAACUAUUGAUAUAGCAAUGAUAGAACAACUAAGAGAAGCAGUAGAUUUAUUACAAGAUCCCAACAGAUUAAGCAUGGAUAUUUCAGAGAGCAGUGAUGUGAAUCUGUAUCCCAUGGAACCAGCAACAGCUUUAGAAUUUCAGGAGUCCACAGUAAACGGUCAAAUGCAGAUGGAGAUGUCUUCCCUUGGUCAGAAAGAAAAUGCUGAAGAAGAAUUAGAAUUUCAGAGGAGGAGGGAAUUAAUAAUGGAGAAAGCCAAGAGUGAAGUGAGAACAUGUGAACAGGGUGAAAAAUGGCCAUUGAGUCAGAAUGAUCUAAUUGUUUGGAAUACAAGUGGCCAAACCUCUCACAAUGAGAACAAGGAUAAAAGUCCAACAAUGUCUCCCACUGCAAACAACGCAAUCCCUUUUGGCCUGAAGCCACGAUCAGACCCAUCCCUCAGUCUUCCUCCUAUCUCCUUCAACACACUGACACAGGCACAAACAUGGGACAACUUUAGCUACAGUAUACCAUCUGAAGGAGACAGUGACAAUGUGUUCUUAAGACCUCAAAGAAAUUUGGAAUCAAUAGACCCGCAAUUUACAAUUCGAAGGAAAAUGGAGCAGAUGAGAGAAGAGAGAGAGCUUGUGGAACAGCUGCGUGAGAACAUUGAAACAAGACUAAAGAUUUGUUUGCCUGAAGACUUGGGGUCUGCUCUGAUGGAUGGUGUAGUUCUCUGCCAUUUAGUAAAUCACGUUCGACCUCGUUCGGUAGCAAGUAUUCAUGUACCUUCACCAGCAGUACCUAAACUUAGCAUGGCCAAAUGCAGGAGAAAUGUUGAAAACUUUCUGGAUGCAUGUAGAAAACUGGGGAUACCAGAGGCUGACCUCUGCUCUCCGUAUGACAUCCUGCAGUCGGAUAUUCGUCACAUUCGAAAGACUGUUGACACUCUGCUCGCCCUCGGGGAGAAAACCCCACAAUCAACUUCUACCUUUCGCUCCUGGGAUCUAAUAGGCUUUUGUCUUUUCCACAUACUUUUUGUAGUCUUGAUGUUUAUAACUUAUCACUGGAAUGUGCUAACAGCAUAACCUGUUCGCAUGUGCACACACACUUUCUGCUUUGUCUCUGACAAAUUACAGGAGAAGCUCUGCCUACCACAUCACAUCCUAGAAGAAAAGGGCUUGGUAAAAGUGAGCAUAACAGUUCAAGCCUUGCUAGAUGUAACCACAGUGAAACAAGCUUUAUUCACAUGAAACUGUCCCUGCUGUUACCAGCUCCACUGUGCCAUCAAAGAACGAAAUCACUGCCCAUCUUUUCAAACUGCAUUGACGAAACAGUGCUCCGAGAGUAUUCUUAGACUUCUGAUUUUGAAAUAAUCCUUGAGACUGUACACGUGCGUCGAACUUCAAACCUGAAACUAAACAGAAACAUUUUAUAGAGCAAAUUGGCGCUUCACUGCUUUUAUAGUUCACUUUGUACAGUACUUAAACAGCCACCUCUCUGCCACUUAUCAAUGUGUGGAGUACACAGCUGUCUUGCAGCAAGAUACCUUCGUAUUAUUAAACUAAGAAUCAGUGUAAUCAUUUCUGGGGGGAGGGAGAGUAAAUCCGACUUCUACCAUGUUAGGUUUUUCUGCAGUUGCUUCAGGCUAUUGCCUUUUAAAAAUAUCCAGACAUAAAAUAUUUAUAUAAAUAUUAUUUAUUAGUGAGUUGUUAUUCAUCCUUUGGAUGCAAAAUGUAAAUUAGGAAACUGUAUUUUAUUACUGCUUUUUUGUGGUUAAACACUUUAUUUUAAUAUAAAUAUUUAGUUAUUUUUUAUUCAACUUGGUGUGCAGUAGCUCUAGAUCUCCAUAAAUUGUAUUUUCUAAUAUGUAAGAUAAAAGAAAAAAACAAUCAAAAUAGGUGCUUUUAUUAAAAGAACAGCUAGCUGGAAUGGCAUUCUUUAUUUUUCAAUUAGUGGAACAUUGGUAAAAAGUUUGUCUGCAUUCCGUUCCGUUUCCUACAUUCCAGUAGCACUUCUCCCCCAGUAGGCUCAAUUGGCUGAAACCGAGAGCACACCCAUUUUACUUGUAUAUAGAUGUUUAGAGAAAAAAAAAAAAAAAAGGAAAGACAUAAACUUGAAAAAGAAAUGUGAACAAAUAUUUUUGAUCGCUUAUUUUACUAUGCACAAGACAUUUUAACUUUUGCCACAGCAGGAUGAUGUGCAUUAGGAUCAUGUGUCUUGAAAUAUGAUUUUUGCACUGUAACUUCUUGUAAAGACUACAGCACUACAGAACGAGUAACGACAAAUAGCACAAGGACGUUAACAAGGUUUACCAGGUAGCCAAAAACUAAACCAACCGACCUUCAAUAAAUCUGUCGAUAGGAGAUAAAAUUGCCAAAGGCAGUCUGAAAGACCUGAUCUUCCAGAUGCAAGCUGCUGGGUACAGUGCUUCUCCGUGUGGUCAUCGGAACGGCCAAGUCCCGUAGCUUCCCAGUGAGUUAAGCACAAUGUUCUGUAGGAUCUGACCUCUAAUCCCACAUCAGCAAUAGGAAAUAAGGUUCUUUUUCUUACUUACUACUAAAAAUUUUGGAAGAGUUUUCUUAAAAGCAUAACUUAUCAUUGAAACAUCACAUGUUGUAGAUCUAAAAGUUCCAGCGCGGUGAUUGUCGCAGCAGCUGGAGCAUCCAUUUUUCUUUGGUCUGAAAAGCUAAAAGAUGCAACGUGAGCAAGCAGGACAGGGAAGCAGCACGUGAUGAAAAGGCUAGCUGGUAGGGGUCACUGUUGCAUAUAAGCAAGUAGUUUGAAAGGCAUUAAUGGCAAAAAUGAGGCAAUGUGGUGGGAGAAUUAAACAGCAAGAGGAUGUGGAGCAAACCAGUGUAUAAAGACUUUUUGGAAGAAAGAGCGAUGUGGACUUGUCACUACUGCGUGUCCAGGCAAAGUUACACGCAUGUUCACACACUGCAUUUAAAAACACCACUGUUUCCAUAGCAGAUUUGUAGUCUUUAAUACAGUAUUUGGAUGCAGACUAUGCAUUUUAACACCACAAAUUGCCAAUUUCCUCAUCUGUAGUGAGAGUAACACGUUGGGAGGAGAAAAGUGGGCUUGCAGACAGUGAGAUGUGGAAGAGCCAGUCACUUCAACCAAAGCAAAGCGUUUCUUUUUGUAGAGGGAACAUUGACUUAAAUUAUAAUUUUGAUUGGCAGCUAGCAUAUUGUUUCCUAUAAAAAUGUACUGUGCACUUUAACACUAAAUUAAAAAUGUAUUUUAAUAUUUUACAGAGCUGCACAAAUUAUCUGUUUUGUCAAAAAGCACGCGCAAUGUAAAGAAAGUAAGUUUUCAAGUUAGAGUUUAUCAAAUUUUAAAAAGCAUUCAAAGAUGGAGUAUAAAAAUAGGAUUAUUAAUUUCUGCAUCUUGAGGGAUAAAAUGCAGGUUUCCUGAGUAUUUUUUUACAAUGUAUAUAUUGCAAACAUGAAGCUUUGUAAUUAUUAUUUUGACAAAUCUUGGUUUUUCAUAAUUAAAAUUUUGUUUUUCUCCUGAUAGUGUCUUUCGGUAUUUGCUUAAAGUUGGCUGUAAAUAGCUCUGAAUAUUUUGUAAUACAGCUUUUUUUUUUUUUUUUUAAUGCAGUCUUAACCUGUACGGCUAAAGAGAGAAUCUUCAUGGCUCUUUGUACACUAUUUACAUGUGCAAUAAAACAUGCAUGGCAAACCUAUAAUACCAUAAGCAGUGAACAUAAUGUAUAUAGGAAAUCUUUACUGUAGUUACAAUUAAACUCUAUUAUUUGUAGAAACUA